CGGAAGUAUGUCGACGGAAGUUGUGAGUUGCUGUGCUGCUGUGGUGACAUGAGUGCACUGUGCCACCAUAGAAAUAUAAAAUAAUAAGCUGGAAACCUAAUAUGAAAGGUUAUUGCUUCUGUUGAAAUUAAUCGAAGCUGUUAACAUGGUCCAGUUACACGUGAAACGAGGAGAAGAGAGUCAGUUUCUUUUCAACACCACUGUCGACAUCGCACUGGAAACUCUGAUUGAAGAAGUCACAGCAAUCUACAAUGGGAGAUUGAAAGUGGAGAGGAUUUGUUCAGAGGUACCAGAGCUUGCAGAACAUGGCAUCACACUACCCCCAAAUAUGCAAGGGCUCACUGAUGACCAAAUAGUAGAUCUGAAACUUCGUGAUGAAUGGGAAGAUAAGUGCAUACCUAGUGGGGGUGCUGAAUUUAAAAAGGAUGAAAUUGGGCGAAGAAAUGGACAUGCUCCAAAUGAAAAAAUGAAAGAUGUUUUGAAGAAGACGGUGGAAGAGGCCAAAUCUUUAAUCUCGAAGAAACAGGCCCAGGCAAAUGUGUGUGUUACUAAGGAGAUGGUGAAGGAGGCUUUGGAUCUCCUACGGGGUGCUGUUAUGAUUGUUUACCCUAUGGGCCUUCCUCCACAUGACCCAAUCAGAAUGGAGCUGGAGGAUAAGGAAGAUCUAGCUGGCACGCAGGCAUGUCUCCAGGUGAUUCCCGCUGAAGAGGGCCAACUCUGGUGGGCCCAGAAAGAAAUGCAGCGCGGCAAGAAGCUCCAGGACUACAUUGGCAAAAAUGAGAAGACUAAGAUUGUGGUCAAACUACAAAAGAGGGGCCAGGGGGCGCCAGCGAGAGAGCCACUGGUCAAUGAGGAGCAGCAGAAACAGAUGAUGUUGCACUACUACAGAAGACAAGAGGAGCUUAAGAAACUGGAUGAAGCUGAUGACGACACCCAUCUGCACUCGGAGUGGUCCGACAGGCAGGCCCUGAAAAAGCAGUUUCAAGGCCUAAGUAACAUCAAGUGGGGCCCCAGAUGAUCCGCCGAGCACAGAGAGGGUGUGAACACGCCUCUGGAGAUCUCUGUGUUCUGUUAGUAAUGCCUUACCCACUGACAUUUGCUGUGAUUGCUGUACUCCUCAGCCCUCUUUGCUGUGAUUGCUGUACUCCUCAGCCCUCUUUGCUGUGAUUGCUGUACUCCUCAGCCCUCUUUGCUGUGAUUGCUGUACUCCUCAGCCCUCUUUGCUGUGAUUGCUGUACUCCUCAGCCCUCUUUGCUGUGAUUGCUGUACUCCUCAGCCCUCUUUGCUGUGAUUGCUGUACUCCUCAGCCCUCUUUGCUGUGAUUGCUGUACUCCUCAGCCCUCUUUGCUGUGAUUGCUGUACUCCUCAGCCCUCUUUGCUGUGAUUGCUGUACUCCUCAGCCCUCUUUGCUGUGAUUGCUGUACUCCUCAGCCCUCUUUGCUGUGAUUGCUGUACUCCUCAGCCCUCUUAUGUUUGGAAUCUGCAAUCUUUUUUGUUCUUCCUGUUUUUGACCCACAUAUUUUUGCACUGUACACACUGUAAGUUAUAUUAGCGAGUAAAUAAAACAGUCAUUAACUGGG
Molecule: messenger RNA, 1580 nt
Organism: Alosa sapidissima (American shad)
Lineage: Eukaryota; Metazoa; Chordata; Actinopteri; Clupeiformes; Clupeidae
Gene: cfap298
Product: cilia and flagella associated protein 298
Exons: 8
Coding region: 146-1018 (290 amino acids)
Biological process (GO): regulation of cilium movement
Source: RefSeq, a predicted model, not a curated record